AUGGGGAAAGUGAUCAGGAUGGGGCUGCAGGAGAGGCGGUUACUCCGGCCAAAGAGGCUUCGUUGGAGUCGCUUCCUCUUCCUAUUAGGAAUGUUGAUCAUUGGUUCUACCUAUCAGCACCUGAGGAGACCUCAAGGCCUGCUCUCAGUGUGGGCAGAAGUGUCUUCCCAACAGCCCAUAAAACUGGCCAACCAGGACCUCCCCAGUGAUGAGACGAUGAUGGUGAGCAGCAAGCCUCCAAAAGUUAGCUCUGAAGUGGAGGGUGAGAUGGCAGCACCCCAAGCCGCGGUGGGCAGGGAUCAAGCACCACCCAGCAUGACGAGGGAGAGCACACCCAGUCCACGCAGAACAGCCAAGACCAUUCCAACAACAUCAAAGAACAAUCACAGCCCGACAGCAGCAGGUACAAAAAGAGCGAAGGAAAACACCUCAACCACUAGAGUAUUGAAUCGCGACACCCCAACUUCAGGCAGACCACCAGUAAAACUUUAUAUCCCAACACCCAGGGAAGAAAUGAAGAGCUACAGCGCAACUCGAGGCAGGAGAAAAGGAGAGAGCCACACCACCUUCCCAGCAGGUGGAACAGUAGACACUUACACUCUGUCCACAUUCAUGACAAUGGAAACCGGCCACAGGGUCACCCCCAACACAACAGUGCAAGGCAGUGAAACCAUGGCAACCUAUGAACUAUCAGAGGCCAAUUCUCCCAAGAGAAUAGUGGAAGAAACUACCCCCGCCACUCUCAAAGGAAUAGUUAACAACACCCCAACUUUCCCAACACACAAGGCAAAAAUAAACAUCCUGACUUCUCCAAGGAAUUUACUGGAAAAGGAUGCCCUGAGUAGCCCCAGAAGAGGGGAAAGUAACAGCUCUGCCAGACCUCGGAUGUCAGUGGGAAAGAACAAGCUGAAAACUCCCCAGGAAGCAGCCUUGGGGUACCCCUCAGCCACCUCCGAGGGGCAGGUGACAAUCAGCACUGUGACAGGGAGCAGCCCAGUGAAAACCAACGCCUCCACUGCUGCCUGGAGUGUUAGGAACCCCUGGCCCCAGUCCAGCGCAACCACCACCAGAACAGCCUCAGCCACCCACUGGGAGGUGGCAACAAAGCCUUCCACAGCACGCCGCACCUCAGUAACCCCCAAAGUCAGGGCCAUUCCGACCACCCACGUCCGGCACUGUGUGGCUGUGGCCCCAGCUCCAGCCACACCCAGCACCCCAUCCCACAGCCCAACAGUGGCCCUGCUCCCAGGGGUGCCCAGUCCCAGUCUCUCAGCACCACUGCCUGGCUGGCCAGAGCCCCACCCCAAGGCAGAGUACCCCCCGGACCUGUUCAGCGUGGAGGAGCGGCAACAGGGCUGGGUGGUCCUGCAUAUCUUUGGCAUGAUGUACGUGUUUGUGGCCUUGGCUAUCAUAUGUGACGAGUACUUUGUGCCAGCCCUAGGCGUCAUCACGGACAAGCUGCAGAUCUCAGAGGAUGUGGCAGGGGCCACGUUCAUGGCUGCUGGAGGCUCUGCCCCCGAGCUCUUCACCUCCCUCAUCGGCGUCUUCAUUUCCCACAGCAACGUGGGCAUCAGUACCAUCGUGGGCUCUGCCGUGUUCAAUAUCCUCUUUGUCAUUGGCACCUGUGCCCUCUUCUCCCGGGAGAUCCUCAACCUCACCUGGUGGCCACUGUUCCGAGAUGUCUCCUUCUACAUCCUUGACCUGUCCAUGCUCAUUGUCUUCUUCCUGGACAGCCUCAUCGCCUGGUGGGAGAGCCUGCUGCUGCUGCUGGCCUAUGCCCUGUACGUGUUCACCAUGAAGUGGAACAAGCAGAUCGAGGUCUGGGUGAAAGAGCAGCUCAGCAGGAGGCCAGUAGCCAAGAUCAUGGCCCUGGGGGACCUCAGCAAGCCAGGUGAUGGGGCCAUUGCAGCAGACGAGCACCAGGACCACAAGAAGCUGAAGCUCCCAUCCGUGCUGACUCGAGGGGGCAGCUCAGCCUCACUGCACAACAGCACUAUCGGCACCACGAUCUACCAGCUCAUGCUCCACAGCCUGGACCCCCUGGGGGAAGCCCGUCCCUCCAAGGACAAGGAGGAGAGGUUGAUUCAGGAGGCCAGACCCCAACCCCAGGCCAAAGCAGAGAGCAAAGCAGAAGACGAGGAGCCAGCUGAGCUCCCUGCGAUCACAGUCACACCAGCCCUUGCUCCAGAUGUCCAGGGAGAUCAGGAGGAGGAUCCUGGCGGCCAGGAAGAUGUGGCUGGAGCUGAGAGGAGAGGCGAAAGAACAGAUGAAGAGGGUGAAAUUUCAGAGAAAAGUGGAGGGGAUGCUCACUCAGAAGGGGAAGGUGAAAUGGGAGCAGGAAAAAAUGAACAUGAAGAUAAAACUGAGACAGAAGGAAAAAAACAUGAAGGUGAAACUGAGGCGGGAGGAAAAGAUGAACAGGAAGAUGAAGGUGAAAUCCAAGCAGAAGAUGGUGAAAUGCAAAGUGAAGCUGAAGCACAAGAAGUCAAAGCUGAAGUUCAAGAAGUCAAAAAUGAGGAGAAAGAUGCAGAUGGUGAAGGGAGGAGUGACGGAGGUGACAGUGAAGAGGAUGAUGAAGAGGAUGAGGAGGAAGAUGACGAAGAGGAGGAAGAGGAGGGAAACGAGGAGCCUCUGUCCCUGACCUGGCCUGAGACCAGGCAGAAGCGAGCCAUUUACCUCUUCCUCCUGCCCAUCGUGUUCCCACUGUGGCUGACGGUGCCCAAUGUCCGGAGGCAGGAGUCCAGGAAGUUUUUUGUUAUCACCUUCCUGGGAUCCAUCAUUUGGAUAGCCAUGUUCUCAUACCUCAUGGUGUGGUGGGCUCACCAGGUUGGUGAAACAAUAGGGAUUUCGGAAGAGAUUAUGGGCUUGACAAUCCUAGCAGCAGGUACAUCAAUUCCUGACCUCAUCACGAGUGUGAUUGUUGCCCGGAAAGGCCUGGGAGACAUGGCUGUGUCAAGCUCAGUGGGCAGUAACAUAUUUGAUAUCACCGUGGGCUUGCCCGUCCCUUGGUUGCUUUUCUCCCUUAUCAACGCAUUGCAGCCCGUUCCAGUCAGCAGCAAUGGUUUGUUCUGUGCAAUUGUUUUGCUUUUCCUCAUGCUUCUGUUUGUCAUCUCUUCAAUUGCAUGGUGCAAAUGGAGAAUGAACAAGAUCCUGGGCUUCACUAUGCUCCUUCUUUACUUUGUGUUCCUAAUAAUCAGUGUGAUGUUAGAAGACCGCAUCAUAUCCUGUCCUGUGUCUGCCUGAGUCAGAGAUUGCUGGGCACCAAGGACAUAGGUGGGAAGCCCAGGUCAGAAGUUACUGGACCUCUUGUAACAUUAAGGACGAACAUGAUCCAGGAGAGUGGAGCGAGCAGCCUGUUACAGCCUUUGGUGUGAAUGUGACUUGGGCCCCAGCCGUAUCCUUGGAAACACCUGUGGAUUAAGGAACCUGGUGCUGGGAGGGUGGCUUUCCUACCCCGACUCAGGCACGGGGCUAUCACACGGAGGCAUGAGGAGCCCUGCCGUCAGACACUGGGGGAAGGGUGGGACCACACAGCAGCAAGAAGACAAGCUCCCCGGCUCGCAGUUAGUUACCUGGUCAUUCCUGAAGUGCCCUGAUCCAAAGAUGCAGAUGGAGUCUAAAUCUCACUUUCCUGGCCCUGGCCAAGCACACACUGCAGUUUGCUAUGUCCUCUCUUUCUGUUCAAAGGUGAAGUUUUACCAGGUUUGCAAUCACUACAGGAUUGGUUAUUAGGGAGCUAUGGCUACAGGAAAAAAAAAGAUAACAAUCAGUUAUUCUCCAUUAUAGUCCAGCGAUGUAUGUACCACUAGUUUCUAGCUUAAAAGGAAGACGUUAGCUUUUACUGAUGCAUUUCUGGAAGGUGAAAUACAAACACGAAUCAGAGAAAUGAAAAUUUAUUACUUGCCCUUGAUUUGGAAGAAGUGGAGAACAGAAAACUACUCUAAGGGCUAUUUAAAAAUUUAUACUUAUUAGAAAACCCAAGUUUGUGUUGUUUCCAUCAGUGGCGACCUCAAGGAUUAGGCAUUCCAAUAAAGCUGCCCUGGCACUGCCCCUCCCACGUGUUCUCAUUGAGCAAUGAUGUGACUUUAAAGAGCCCAAAGUCAGCAGACCCAAAUCUGGUUUAUAAAGUAAGCAAUCCAGUAGGACAGUUCUAUUUUUUGUACAUCAACCUUGACAGGAUUGUAAGGCAAGACUGAUUUCUUGUGUGAUUUGUAAGUGGAUUUUAGGGCAGUUUACAAAGGGGAAAUUCUAAAAAUAACAUAAUGACUAUGAGGUGAGAACAAAGUAUCACUAAGUUAGCUACUGUAAAAGACAUGUAUCUUAAAAAUUUAUGUGUUUAGAGCUGGGUGUAGUGGUGCACACCUGUGAUCCCAG
This is a messenger RNA of Heterocephalus glaber (naked mole-rat), 4374 nucleotides long. It is a transcript of the gene Slc24a1, whose product is annotated as solute carrier family 24 member 1. Gene Ontology annotation, molecular function: calcium channel activity; calcium, potassium:sodium antiporter activity. The record is from RefSeq and is a predicted model, not a curated record. NCBI's taxonomy places the organism in Eukaryota, Metazoa, Chordata, Mammalia, Rodentia, Bathyergidae. Gene Ontology annotation, biological process: calcium ion transmembrane transport; visual perception; long-term synaptic potentiation. Gene Ontology annotation, cellular component: plasma membrane.